This is a messenger RNA of Ruditapes philippinarum (Manila clam), 2601 nucleotides long. RefSeq names its product bone morphogenetic protein 2-like. Bases 774 to 2003 code for a protein of 409 amino acids. Gene Ontology annotation, molecular function: growth factor activity; cytokine activity. NCBI's taxonomy places the organism in Eukaryota, Metazoa, Mollusca, Bivalvia, Venerida, Veneridae. The transcript has 2 exons. Gene Ontology annotation, cellular component: extracellular region. Gene Ontology annotation, biological process: SMAD protein signal transduction. The record is from RefSeq and is a predicted model, not a curated record.
CAUUGAAGAAAACGCUUUUCGUUUUAUCACAUUUACCGAUUCACCUGCAGCCAAAAAUAGCAUGAUAGGUCGAAAUCAAUUGUAAAUAAAUACGUACAUAUUAGACAAAAUUUAAACAUACGCUAUUUCGUUAUAACCGCACUAGCGUUUAGGUAAAUGAGUUAAAUGUAUGUUUUUUUUUAAAAAAGUGAAUAUAUAACCUUCGAUUUUGUAAUGACUUUUUGAAGAAGCUGGUUUAAACGAGAGUAUAAAUGAACUGUUUAAACGCGGAGAGGCAAGUGUUGGAAUUUAUCUGUUAUCGGAGAAAGAUACACUUGUGGAAAUGCAUAGGGACAGCGCGGAUUUUUUUUAUCAAUGAAGUGACGUAACGCAUUGUAUCGCCAAUGAAAUUUCGAUAUCAAAUUUAUUGACAGGUGGGAGGAGCAUAAAAGAUAGAUACAUCUAGGAUUUCAGAAAGGCGAUGAGCAAACGUUCGAAAUACUAGUAGUUAAGACAUGUUCAUAAGUUGUUCGCUAAGUUCACUCUGUAUCAAGAAUCUUUGUCCAAUAAUUACAUCAAGGUUAAGGACACACCUCUUUAAAACCAGCCUUUUACUGUUAUAAUUCGGUGCUUUAACGGAUGGGUUUAUUCUGGACAUAUAUGCGUUGUUACACAGUGGAUUAAUUGUAUAAAUAUGCCUGAUGUUAAUUCAAGUCAUCAUAUCGUUCUAUCUAUACCAGAUCUGAAUACUGUUAAACUAUUUAACUGUGAAAUAUUUAUUUAUAUAGCAAGAUAUGAGAAAAGAACAUAGUUUGAAAACAUUAGCACAGUGCGUUGUUAUACUUUUAGUAAUUUGUGAUAAUUGGGAGAUCGUCUCCACAAUGCCUGCAAGUGAUGAAGACAAAGAAGUCUCUGAACUUUUAAAGGAUAAAAUUGAAACUUUUAAGAUGGACAUAUUAAGCCGGCUAGGGUACGAGCGACCGCCGGACGUGUCAAAUGUCACACACAGUAUUGAAGAGAAAAGAAAAAUGAUUAAACAGUACAGGAAAUAUAUGGAAGAGAAAGAAGCGUUAUAUAAAAAAGAACACGGGGAUGAAGACGAUGAUGACUCGAGAGUUCUCUCAAAGACUUACUACUCGUUGGAAUAUAAAGGUGAGUAUCCAGAAGCUGUAUCAGAGAAAGAUUGGCUUGCAGAGAAAGUAAUAAGACUUUACUUCAAGUCAGACCUUAGUCACCCAAAGGACGACCACACAAGGGAGCUUCUUGUUCACUCUGCUAAAUUAAAAGUUAAUUUUUUAAAUGUGAGACCUGAAAACUUAAAAGAUAAGUUAUCAGUUGAUAAAGUGAUACGGGUAAAUGUUUAUCAAAUUCUUUCAAUAAAAGGUUCGAGUGACUAUAAACGGACUUUACUCGACUCAAAACUGGUGGAUAUUGAACAACCGUCUGUAGGAAAUUUUGAGAUUGGGAAAGCUGUUCAAAGCUGGAUAAACAGUCAGUCUCAAAAUCUUGGCAUUGAACUUGCAUCGGAUGUACAGGAUAUUAACGACGUAGUAGAUAUAGACAAAACUGUGAUUGAACACGACGAAACUAUAUCAUUUGGAACAAAUUCCACAGACGUUUCUCCAAGCGUUGAUAUUUACGCACAGGAGAAAGACAUACUGAAGCGGGUAAAAAGACGUUCCCGGCGACGAAGUGAUUGUCGACGGGAUGACGGCGAAACAAAAUGUUGCCGUUACCCAAUAAAAAUUUCAUUUGCUGACCUUGGUUGGGAUGACUGGGUCAUUGCACCACAUGAAUACAGAGGGUAUUAUUGUGCGGGUAAUUGUCCUUACAGACAUAAACCGGCCAAUACAUUUGCUGGAAUUAAGGCAUUAUUACAUUUGAAACACCCAAACAAGGUGCCAUCACCUUGUUGUGUAGCAACAGCAUUGAGUCCCUUUACUAUCUUGCAUUAUGAUUACGAUGGUAAAUAUCAGUUUAGUGAAUAUAAAGAUUUGAUAGUGGAAAAGUGUGAAUGUGGUUAAUGCAUAAAAGGUACAAUUGGAGCGGAUGAUGACAUCUGAGGUGAACGUGCAAUAUGAAUUAUGUCAUUAAAAUGUCUUAUAUAUUGUAUGUGAUUUAAGAUGGAAAUGAUACUUUAUUUGUGAUGUGAUCUUUGUUCGAAGUUGUUAGUGAUACAUUUCAAUAAGUCAGAGUGUUCUUCCAAAGUUAAGCACAAGUCCACUGCUACAAUAAACAAACAUAGGUAAAUAUUUCUAUUGUAUCGGGUAUCAUACCGUAUUUAUGACAAAUACUUCUUUAUUGUAUUUAGCAAAGUAAAUAUUGUUUUAUAACAAAUUUAAAACUCCCACGUAUUGCUCUGUUGUUUAGAUAAAACUAACUUUGUUUCGUUAAACAUGUACAAUGUUUUAAGUUGACGAUGUCCAAACAAUAAGACACCUCAAAAGGAACACUAAAAUAACUUAUAAUUGUAAUGCAAAGAAUGUGUUCAUGAGAAAUAGGGAAUCAUUUUGUUAAUUUAUAUGUAUAUCAUUAUUUAUUAUCAUAUUUAUUAUUGUUUUAUUUGUUGUUGUUACAUAACUAACGAUUGAAAAAAUUGUGCAAUAAACAUGUCAUGUCAAA